This is a messenger RNA of Cylicocyclus nassatus, 606 nucleotides long. The record is from the annotation of a GenBank genome assembly. NCBI's taxonomy places the organism in Eukaryota, Metazoa, Nematoda, Chromadorea, Rhabditida, Strongylidae.
UUUUCAGUAUUUACCAUGGGCAGAGAUAAAAAGAAGGGCGACGAUGAGGACUCCGGAGAUGAUGUCUAUGUUGUGGAAGCUGUCAUCAACAAGCGUAAAGCUAAGGACGGAAAAGUAGAGUAUCUUCUUAAGUGGCAGGGAUUUCCUCUCGAAGAGAGCACUUGGGAACCGGAAGAGAAUGUAUCCUGUCAAGAACUUAUUGCGGAAUUCGAAAGAAAACGGAGCAAGACAGAGAAGAAGGAACCAUCUGUUUCCAGCGACAAGCGCGAAGAGAAACAGUUACAUCGCAUUAUAGGUUUGACGGAUACCCCUGGAGAGCUUCAUUUCCUCAUCAAAUGGAAAGACCACACUGCCGAUCUUGUGCCUGCCAAGGAAGCCAACGUGAAGUAUCCUCAGGAAGUGAUUCGAUUCUACGAAGAAAGACUAAAACUGCAAUCACGUUAAGUAAUUGAGCAUGAUUUUUGUUUGCAAAUUUUUUCUAACAUUAAGUAAUCUUCUUCGUGGGUCAUCUUGGUGCAUUGAUCUCACGAAUCUUGUUUGUUCAACUUUUCCUCUCAUUCUGUAUGUUUAUCCAGUGCACAUGCAAAUGAAGUCUCGGUAUUGUAU